Messenger RNA from Aegilops tauschii subsp. strangulata, 390 nucleotides. RefSeq lists its product as uncharacterized. NCBI's taxonomy places the organism in Eukaryota, Viridiplantae, Streptophyta, Magnoliopsida, Poales, Poaceae. The record is from RefSeq and is a predicted model, not a curated record.
AUGGCUGAGCGCAGUGCUUCUAGCCUUUGGACCGCUCUUAAGCAGCGGUUUGAGCGGCUGAAGUACACUGUGAAGCCACGUGCAGAGGCAGAGUGGAUCCGUCUGAGGUUUGCGGACUUCAAGACGGUUGGGGAGUACAAUUCGGCUCUGCACCGGAUUUGUACAACUCUUCGGUUGUGUGGUACUGAGAUUACCGACUCCCAGAAGAUUGAGAAAACCCUAUCCACUUUCCACCCCGACGCGGUCCAGUCCUCACGGAACUACCGCCAGGGGAACUACACGAGGUAUUCAGAGUUGAUUGACGUCCUCAAGGUGGCGGAGGCGCAGGACGAGGUUCUCAAAAAGAACUUUGUCGCGCAACCACUAGGGGGAGUUCUCGCCAGGAGGUGA